Messenger RNA from Sesamum indicum (sesame), 1574 nucleotides. RefSeq names its product histone-lysine N-methyltransferase, H3 lysine-79 specific-like protein. Gene Ontology annotation, molecular function: DNA binding. Lineage: Eukaryota; Viridiplantae; Streptophyta; Magnoliopsida; Lamiales; Pedaliaceae. The record is from RefSeq and is a predicted model, not a curated record.
UUACUAAAAGAAGUUUUAUAUAUCUUUCUUUUCUAUAUUUUAUUUUAUUUUUGUAGAUUCAUCAAUAACAAGAAUCUCUCAAGACCACAAGGAUAUUGGCAUAGGUCCAAGCAUAAAUUUCUGGUUCAUAUCGAUUGCACCCCACCAAGAAUUGGUUUUGGUUCUGUACCUUUCAAUGACCGCUCCAGCAUAAGCAAUCUGCGAUGCUGUCCUGUCAAUUGAAGCUGUCUGCUUCUCGACUUCCCAUUGAUUCCAUGCCCAGAACUAUUCUGCCUAGGUUUGCUUAUGUGAUUGAACAGACAACUUAUUCAACUUCUGGCAUAUCUCGUGUAAAGAACACAUCUCCCUGUGUUGGCUAUGGCCUUUUUACUUGCUAUAUGAGACCAUACUCCUGUAGAGGAACGCACAAGGACAUUUAUGUAGGACAGACACCUCAGGUCAUGGAAUCUUCCGAAGGACAAGUCAAGUCUGAUUCAUUCGAAAUUCCAAAUUUAACUGAGAAGAUGCAAGUAGAUAGUCAUCGGCAUAUCCUAGAAAGUGCUGAUGCUGAGGAUGAUGAGAUAAGCAAAAGAACUGGCCAUGGAAACAAAGGAAGAGUGCCAUGGAACAAAGGACAAAAACACAGUGAAGAGACUCGUGAGAGAAUCAGACAAAGAACGAAAGAAGCCUUGAAAGACCCCAAGGUCAGAAAGAAGAUGUCUGAAGCUCCGCGUACUCUAAGUGACCAGACCAAAAUAAAAAUACGUGCAUCUCUCACAAGGCUAUGGGGGAAACGGCUAAAAUGGAAAAGAUCAAGGGAGAAAUUCUUGCAGUCAUGGGCUGAAAGCAUCGCAAUAGCUGCUAAGAUAGGUGGGAAUGAUGAGCAAGAACUGGAUUGGGAUAGCUAUGACAAACUUAAACAAGAAAUUGCCCUCCUACAGAUUCAUCGGGCUGCCGAAAAAGCAAAGGCAAAAGAGAUGGCACGCACCAGAGCAGCGAGAGCAGCGGAAGCAAAAGCAGAAAAGAUGGCGAGGCUUGCUCAGAAAAGAAGAGAGCGGGAAGAAAAUUCAAAAGUUAGAGGAGUAUCAAUCAGAAAGAGGAAUAAAAAGUCGAAAGAAGAAAAAGAAAGGUUGGCUGAAUUUCAAGAGGUGAAACUCAAGGAAAGACUACUGAAGAUUCAAAAAAAGAAAUCUGCAAUUAAUCAGGUAAGCAAUCCACAUCAACGGCCCUGGGAGAACUUUGACUUGGAAUUUGUGAAGAGGGAGCAAUUACGAAAAGGAGUCUCACUAGCAGAACAGAUUCGUUUUGCUAAGAAUAGAAGAGCGGAACAACUGCUUGACAAGCUCUGACAUAUCAUCUUCAUCUGUACAUGCCAGAGAAACUAGGACUGCAACUGAGACUAUAACAGUUUCUCCGUUCCUUGCUCAAGCUGGUUCUCUAGUAAACAUUCUUUGAUUUCGCCAAUUAGCCAUUGAGUCUCUGUGCUCUGUAGAACAGCCCUGCAUAAGUUGAGGACGGAUAUUUGCACCUAGUUGUUUCUUACCAGAACCGCGAGUUCCUACAACCUUAUAUAUUUAUGGGAUGUUAGAACAUUA